Molecule: messenger RNA, 1080 nt
Organism: Myripristis murdjan (pinecone soldierfish)
Lineage: Eukaryota; Metazoa; Chordata; Actinopteri; Holocentriformes; Holocentridae
Product: olfactory receptor 10J4-like
Biological process (GO): G protein-coupled receptor signaling pathway; detection of chemical stimulus involved in sensory perception of smell
Cellular component (GO): membrane
Molecular function (GO): olfactory receptor activity; odorant binding; G protein-coupled receptor activity
Source: RefSeq, a predicted model, not a curated record
AUGGAAGAUGAGUUUAAUGUAACGUAUAUAACUCUUGGAGGGCAUGUAGAAGUGCACAAAUACAGAUAUCUUUUUGUCAUCAUGUUCACAGUGUAUAUUCUGAUCAUUUGCAGCAAUUCCAUUAUCCUGUGUCUCAUCUGUAUUCACAAAAGCCUCCAUGAGCCAAUGUACAUUUUCAUUGCUGCCUUGUUACUGAAUUCUAUUCUCUUUAGCACUGCUAUCUACCCAAAGCUUCUGAUGGACUUUCUAUCUGAAAAACAGACCAUAUCUUAUCCACUCUGCCGUUUUCAAAUUCUGUAUUACUCUCUUGGUGGAGCAGAUUUCUUACUGCUGUCAGCCAUGGCUUAUGACAGGUAUGUGUCUAUAUGUAAACCUCUACAAUACUCAACUAUCAUGACAACAAAAACUAUUAUAAUUUUUCUGGUUUUGGCUUGGCUGUUGCCUGCUGCUGAGCUUUCCGGAUCAGUUCUGAUUGCAUAUAAUAGGAAACUCUGUAAAUUUAUUUUGAUAGAUUUUUGUAACAACGGAAUUACCAAACUUGGUUGUGUGAGCUCAGUAGCUUCCUAUAUAUAUGGUAUAGUCAUUAUGAUGAAUAUUGCAGUUGUGCCUAUCCUCUUCAUAGUUUUCACAUACGCAAAGAUACUUGUAAUAACCUACCGGAGUUCUGCAGAUGCCAAGAAAAAAGCCGCCCAGACAUGUGUACCACAUCUACUGGUUUUAAUCAGCUUCUCCACCUUGAGUGUAUUUGAUGUUAUCAGCAACAGAAUGGAAUCUGCAAUGCCAAAGUCUGUACAAUUAAUAAUGUCUUUACAACUGAUUAUAUAUCAUCCUCUAUUUAACCCAAUCAUAUAUGGGCUAAAAAUGAAAGAAAUUUCUAAACAGCUCAAGAUUUUAUCCUCCUUCUCCAUCCACCUCUCUGUGCCCCUCGUCCGCCUCAGCACCAUGGGGAGCAGAGCCUUCAGCCACUCUGCUCCCAAACUCUGGAACUCACUCCCCCCGGACAUCCGCAACAUCGACUCUUUCCCUCUGUUCAAAUCUAGACUCAAAACUCACCUGUUUAAAGCUGCGUACUCCCUGUAA